Nematolebias whitei (Rio pearlfish) is the source of this 2049-nucleotide messenger RNA. Its product is annotated as oocyte zinc finger protein XlCOF6-like. NCBI's taxonomy places the organism in Eukaryota, Metazoa, Chordata, Actinopteri, Cyprinodontiformes, Rivulidae. The record is from RefSeq and is a predicted model, not a curated record. The transcript has 2 exons. Gene Ontology annotation, biological process: regulation of transcription by RNA polymerase II. The coding region runs from base 1 to 2049 and encodes 682 amino acids. Gene Ontology annotation, molecular function: RNA polymerase II cis-regulatory region sequence-specific DNA binding; DNA-binding transcription factor activity.
AUGUGCGGGGAUCAGCUGCUGUGGGUGGCGGUACAUGAGCGGAUUAACGCCGCCGCUAAAGACGUUUUACAGCAGCUGGAAAACGUAAAAAAAGAGGCUAAACUCCGGACACUGAAAACUCUGCUCACCGAGAGGCUGACAGCGGCGGCGGAGGAGAUCAUCGCUCUGUUUAAGAGAACGGUGGUGGAUUAUGAGGACCGAGUGCAGCGGUCAGAGCAGGAGAUCUGCCGCCAGAAGAGGCUGCUCGAUGUUGUACUAAACCCACUAGUCAAGUUGCAAAAAGCGGAUAAAUCUGAGCUUUUUGCACGCGCAGAAGCCGCAUCACCAUCAGCCUGCGAUUCAUCCGCUCACAGUUCCAGUUCCGGUCAGCUUCAGAAUAAAAGUCCUGGCGAGCUGAGAGAAGAGAAGACAGACCACGAAGAGGAGGAAGCUGCGGACAGGGAUUCUCUGCAGAAUGUGACCCUGAAUGUCUCGAACCAUCAACCUGCAGUUGGUCCAGCAGACCUGGAUCAGUCCGACUCUGAAAGUGAUUCUUACUUUCCAUCGCCUUGCUCCCCACUACCGUCUCUCCGCCUCGAUUCCUCUAUAAGCAGCGAUGAAGAUCCUGAUGAGGAGUGGACCAAGCACAGCCAGAUGUUUAAAUCUGCAGGGAAAAGGAAGAGAGGCCAGUCACCUGGAUCUGUUGGGAAAAAGAAGAGAGGUCGGCCUCUCGGCUCUUUUGGGGAAAAGAAGAGAGAACUGCUGAAGCUUGAAUCUUUAGGCAUUGUGAAAAAACGAAAGCGCUCAAAGCCGACUCAGAGCUUCAGCUGCUACGUGUGCGGUCGUGUUUGUCCAGGGAAAGGAUUCUUGCUCCAGCAUGCCCUAAGGGUCUGUUUCAAGAACCCGGACUUCCGCUGCGGCUUCUGUGGGGACCCCUUGGACUCAUCCGGCAGCCUGAUGGCUCACCUGCAGGCUCACCAGCAGAACAGCAAAACCUGCUCCUUCUGCGGGAGAACCUUCGCCUCCAUCCUUUCGCGGGACCUCCAUGUCCGGCUGCACACCGGUGAGAAGCCUUUCAGCUGCCACGAGUGCGGCAAAAAGUUCAGUCAUAAGAGCUACCUGAUGUCUCACAUGCACGUCCACGCUUCGGAGAAACCUUUCAAAUGUAAAGAAUGCCCUCGUGCCUUUUGUCACAUGACUUCGUUGGAGCGCCAUGCGAAGGAGCACGCUGAAACAUCUGUCCACACCUGCAGCGUUUGCAGUGAGAAGUUCCAUGAGCGGCAGAACCUACAGAAACACAUGACGACCCAUCGGAAACUUACUGCUCCCAGAAUGAAAAGCUCACACUUGUGCAGAAUUUGCGGGGAAGUCUUUGAGCUGAAGAAACUGUUAAUUAAUCACGGAAGGACUCAUGCACAGGAUCCAAACUGCUGCUGUGCAGUUUGUGGAGAACAGUACGACUCCACCGUCAGCCUCGCCACGCAUCUGCAAUCCCACCGUUGUAUCGGCUCCACCUGCGAAACCUGUGGGAAAUAUUUCCCGGGUCGGUCAGCGUUGCUAAUGCACCGGAGGAUUCACACGGGAGAGAAGCCCUUCACCUGCAGCCAUUGUCCAAAGGCCUUUAACCAGAUUGGCAACCUCAAAACGCACCUGAAGAUUCACACAGGUGAGCGGGCUUUCUCCUGUAGCAUCUGCGGCAAAAACUUCACCCAGAAAGGGACUCUUGACACACACAUCCGCUUCCACAACAAGGAGAGGCGCUUCCUGUGUCAGGUGUGCGGGAAGGGCUUCAUGCAAGGUGAAGACCUGAGGAGACACAUUCUGAUUCACACCGGAGAGAAACCAUACGUCUGCAAGGUCUGCGGGAAGAGCUUCCAGGCCAGACGAUCUCUCAACGGACAUGUGAAAGCGCACACAGCUGAGGAGGCGACUGGACCAGAGCAGGACGGUGACCGAGACACAGAAGACGAGCUGCUCGACAGGUUUCCUCCAGCUCUAAACCAGGAUCAGACUUCUGUCCCAGUUGGAGACUCCAACUGGUCUUCGGUGUUCAGUUCCUUUAAAUAUUAG